Molecule: messenger RNA, 2175 nt
Organism: Xenopus tropicalis (tropical clawed frog)
Lineage: Eukaryota; Metazoa; Chordata; Amphibia; Anura; Pipidae
Gene: lnpk
Product: lunapark, ER junction formation factor
Exons: 13
Coding region: 230-1501 (423 amino acids)
Biological process (GO): endoplasmic reticulum tubular network organization
Cellular component (GO): endoplasmic reticulum membrane
Source: RefSeq, a predicted model, not a curated record
GCCACGUCACUUAGUCGAACGCCUUGUGCGCUGAGCGCUGUUGUGGUUGGUGAGAAGGGGGCCGAGCGCUGACGACAUCAAUCUGUCACAGGUGGGUGGGGCGAGCGAAACGAUGAGGCAGAGCAGUUAGUUCUGUGUAGGAAGCGGAGGAAGGAGGCGGUGGCUGGCGUGGUGCGCCCUGUGCAGCUGUGACGCCAGCCAUACUUUGGUUUCACUUGCAGCUUGAGAUAUGGGGGCACUUCUAGCCAAGUGGAGGGCAAAGCCCUCUACCGUAGAGGUUCUUGAGAAAAUGGAAAAGGAUAUUCAGUCUCUGGAAGAAUUCCGUGAUAAAAAUCAAAAACUGCGCAAGAUUUGGGUUGCAAGACUGUUCUUUUAUUCCACCAUUCUUUAUAUCCUAACAAGUCUGACUGUAUAUUUAUGGUACCUUCCGGACGGCAUGACAGCAAGACUCCUCACAAUGCUUCUGUUUUUGUCGUUUCCAGUGUUGAUAUGGUUUGUCAGAACACUACUUAUUCUGUGGUUUUCCAGAAGAACUGAAAGAAAUAAUGAUGCACUGGAACUUUUAAAAACAGAGAAGAAGAAAAUACUUGAAGAGGUGAUGGAAAAAGAAACCUAUAAGGCAGCUAAGCUAAUUCUUGAAAGAUUUGACCCAGACUCAAGGAAGAUAAAGGAACUUGAGCUUCCUGUUCCUGGACCACCAAUAACACCUAGACCAGGCCAAGAUCUGCGCCAAAGGACGGCAGCUCAAAGAAACAUAAGUGUGUCCACCCCAGUAAACCCGGGCCAGGAAUCUCCGCAAGUUCCAGGACUGUUGGCGGCAACUCCAUCUCUUCAAAGAGAUACUUCAGCUCCUGGUGGCCCCCCUGAGCGAUCUGUUCAGCCAACACCUCAGUCAAACAUCUUACAGAGACGCCCUGGAUCGCCUGCAACUACAGUAUCUGGAAUGGCUAUUCAUCCCCCAGGGCCUCCACUGGCAAGACCAAUUCUUCCAAGGGAAAGAGGUGCAAUGGAUAGAGUUAUUGAGUACCUGGUUGGUGAUGGUCCACAGAACAGGUAUGCCCUAAUAUGUCAGCAGUGCUUUUCCCACAAUGGAAUGGCCCUUAAAGAAGAAUUUGAAUAUGUUGCUUUUAGAUGUGCCUACUGCUAUUUCCUCAAUCCUGCUAGAAAGACACGUCCACAGGCACCACGGCUUCAAGAAAUCAAUUUUGACAGGCAAAGGCAAAGGACCGACUCUCAAGGCUCUGUGAGUUCUGUGCAGCCCCCUGCUGCAGAACAGCUGGAAAACCCACAGUCUCCAGAGGCAAUGGAAGAGGAUUCACCUGCACAGGCAGAGGAACAAGCAAUAGAAGAGGACUCUACAUGCAGUGAACAGCAGUGGGAAGAAGCGCCUGAUGAUAGCGAGAAAGACCCAUCGCCAGUUGCUGAAUUAAAUCCUUCGGAAUCAAAUCCUUCCCCUCCUGCAGCCAAUGAAACUGAAGAAUCUUUUAUGGAAACAGAAUAAAUGUGUCUCCAUUAGCUCAUGGCAGCUUUAUUCUUACAGGCUUGUGCUCUUAUGGAACUUCCUACAGAAAAGUUGUGUCUAAAGCUGGUGAACAGAAUGUUGCGCCGUAUUAUAAGCCUGCAGCUAAUACAGCACUGGGGAAUGUAUAACUGGUAUUUCUUGACUAGGCCUAAUAGCUUUUGGGUCUAUUCCUAAGCUUGGAAGAAAUAAAUGCAUUUUAUGUUAGGUUUUUAACAUUAUUUCAAAAUUAUUUAUUUUAUGUUGAUAUGAAAAGAUUAUGUAGAUUGGGUAAUAUCAGUUGUACCCGGGAACUGCUUACAGAUUCUCAAUCUGUCCUUUAUCUGAUUGGACCACCGUCUGUACUCCAAGGGUCUUUAAACCUCACAGAAAGCAAUAUGGAACAUAGCACUUGUUUUAUUUUGUUUUAGCUUUUAUUUAUAACAAAUGGAGUUCACAUGCACACUGUUGCCGUACAGCAAAUUACUUUGAAUGGCCACACAUAAAUGUUUGUAUGAAAUGCAGCUCAUGUUUACAUAAAAUAACAUAGGAAGAACUUUGUAUUGUCUUUCAAUGCUGAAUGAUAUUUAUAGCUGUCCAGUGAUGGUACAUGCACCAACUCUAAUGCCUUUUGAGUGUAUAUAUUUUGUAAAGUAAAAUAAAGAUAAUUAAGAAAA